GGGCGGGGCCAGCCCGCCCUGACCCUGAUAAGGCCACAAGGGCUGUCCUCUGAAGGAAGCUCAAAAAGAAAGCAGGCGAGGAAGCACUCAACCUCUGCAGGUGUGUAGCCUGAGGCCAGGAGUGGCUGGCAGUCUCCUCACCACCCACAGCCCCAGUUCUUGGCAGGCCAGCAGAAGCAGCCACAGCCAUGGCAGGGAUGAAGACAGCCACUGGGGACUACAUCGACUCAUCCUGGGAGCUGCGGGUGUUUGUGGGUGAGGAGGACCCUGAGGCUGAGUCGGUCACCCUCCGAGUCACCGGGGAGUCACACAUUGGCGGUGUGCUCCUGAAGAUCGUGGAGGAGAUCAAUCGAAAGCAGGACUGGUCGGACCAUGCUAUUUGGUGGGAGCAGAAAAGGCAGUGGCUGCUGCAGACACACUGGACGCUGGACAAGUAUGGGAUCCUGGCUGAUGCCCGCCUCUUCUUCGGGCCACAGCACCGGCCGGUCACCCUGAGGCUGCCCAACCGCCGCACACUGUGCCUGCGUGCCAGCUUUUCCAAGCCCCUCUUCAAGGCCGUAGCCGACAUAUGCCGCCUCCUCAGUAUCCGGCACCCUGAGGAGCUGUCUCUGUUGCGGGCUCCUGAGAAGAAGGAGAAGAAGAAGAAAGAGAAGGAGCCAGAGGAAGAGGUGUUUGACCUGACCAAGGUCGUCCUGGCUGGCGGUGUGGCACCAGUGCUCUUCCGGGGGAUGCCGGCGCACUUCUCUGACAGCGAGCACACCGAGGCCUGCUUCCGCAUGCUCAGCCGCCCUGGCCCAUCACCUGACCCCGGGCUGCUGCAGCGCCUACCUCGGCCCGGCUCCCUGGCCGACAAGACACAGCUGCACAGCAGGUGGCUGGACUCAUCUCGGUGCCUCAUGCAGCAGGGUGUCAAAGCUGGGGACAUACUCUGGCUGCGCUUCAAGUACUACAGCUUCUUCGACUUGGAUCCCAAGGCUGACCCCGUGCGGCUGACACAGCUGUAUGAGCAGGCACGCUGGGACCUGCUGCUGGAGGAAAUCGACUGCACUGAGGAGGAGAUGAUGGUGUUCGCCGCCCUGCAGUACCACAUCAACAAGCUGACACAGAGUGGGGAGGCCGGCGAAGUGGCCAGCAUGGACCCGGGGCUGGAUGACCUGGAUGCGGCCCUGAACAACCUGGAAGUGAAGCUUGAGGGCUCGGCGCCCACGGAUGUGUUGGAUAGCCUCACCACCAUCCCAGAGCUCAAGGACCAUCUCCGAAUCUUCCGGCCCCGGAAACUGACCCUGAAAGGCUACCGGCAGCACUGGGUGGUGUUCAAGGAGACCACACUGUCCUACUACAAGAGCCAGGACGAGGCCCCGGGGGACCCUAUUCAGCAGCUCAACCUCAAAGGGUGCGAGGUAGUCCCAGAUGUCAAUGUCUCCAGCCAGAAGUUCUGCAUCAAACUCCUAGUGCCCUCGCCUGAGGGCAUGAGUGAGAUCUACCUGCGGUGCCAGGAUGAGCAGCAGUAUGCCCACUGGAUGGCUGGGUGCCGACUGGCCUCCAAGGGCCGCACCAUGGCAGACAGCAGCUAUACCAGUGAGGUGCAGGCCAUCCUGGCCUUCCUCAGCCUCCAGCGGGCAGGCGGUGGGGGCUCAGGCAACCACACUCAGGGCCCUGAUGCCUCUGGUGAGGGCCUUAACCCCUACGGCCUUGUGGCCCCCCGCUUCCAGCGAAAGUUCAAGGCCAAGCAGCUCACCCCGAGGAUCCUGGAGGCCCACCAGAACGUGGCCCAGCUGUCAUUGACUGAGGGCCAGCUGCGCUUCAUCCAGGCCUGGCAGUCCUUGCCUGAUUUUGGCAUCUCCUACUUCAUGGUCAGGUUCAAGGGCAGCAAGAAAGAUGAAAUCCUGGGUAUUGCCAACAACCGACUGAUCCGAAUCGACUUGGCUGUGGGUGAUGUGGUCAAGACCUGGCGCUUCAGCAACAUGCGCCAGUGGAAUGUCAACUGGGACAUCCGGCAGGUAGCCAUUGAGUUUGAUGAGCACAUCAAUGUGGCCUUUGGCUGUGUGUCUGCCAGCUGUCGAAUCGUGCAUGAGUACAUCGGUGGCUACAUUUUCCUGUCCACUCGGGAGCGGGCCCGUGGGGAGGAGCUGGAUGAGGACCUCUUCUUGCAACUCACAGGUGGCCAUGAAGCCUUCUAAGGGCAGUGUGACUACCCAUGCCCUGCUCACCAUCAGCCACAGCACUGCUGCACCCCCACUCCAGGCAUGCUUUGAGCUGGGCACUUUCACCUCCUGGGCCAGACUCAGCCUUCGUGCAGGCUGGGAGGCGAGAGGUGGGCCUGAGUUCGUACACAGCCCGCUUUCCCUGUCCGCAUGGCCAAGGCCAACACCCUUGACCUAUGUGUGGCACAGCUCCCUGAGCACAUAAGGAAGACCAGAUCUAGGCAAAGGAUGAGAAAUCCUAGUUUCGAACUGGAAUUCUUUUCUUGUUACUUUUUAAAUUUUUUAAAUAAAUAUUUUAUUGUUUGAUCAUC
Heterocephalus glaber (naked mole-rat) is the source of this 2515-nucleotide messenger RNA. RefSeq names its product FERM domain containing kindlin 3 (gene Fermt3). Gene Ontology annotation, cellular component: cell-substrate junction. Lineage: Eukaryota; Metazoa; Chordata; Mammalia; Rodentia; Bathyergidae. Gene Ontology annotation, molecular function: integrin binding. Gene Ontology annotation, biological process: integrin activation; platelet aggregation; integrin-mediated signaling pathway. The record is from RefSeq and is a predicted model, not a curated record.